Molecule: messenger RNA, 586 nt
Organism: Nicotiana tabacum (common tobacco)
Lineage: Eukaryota; Viridiplantae; Streptophyta; Magnoliopsida; Solanales; Solanaceae
Source: RefSeq, a predicted model, not a curated record
UCCUAUUUGUCCAAAGAGAUAUGGUUCAAAGAAGUGGACAAAAGAAAAAGAAAAUUCCAUCCACUGACUUCCCUCACUUAAUCCUAUGUUCUCAACUAUUGUCAUCGACAGAAACUAAGCACAGAAUACAUCAAAAUGGCACUUAAUUCCAUCUCAUUACUUCCCAUAAAAUCCAUCAACAUUUCCUCCUCCUCCUCUAGUUCUUGUUAUGGAGCUCUUAGUCCCCUGCAACCUCCUCAAAAAUCAUUCAAGAUUGUCUGUCAAAUAGAAAGGUCAAAUAAUACAGAAGUAAAGAAGUGGAAAGCUAUUGUUUCAACUGCAUUAGCAGCUGCAGUGAUUACAUUUAGCUCAAACAUGACUGCUAUGGCUGACUUAAAUAAGUUUGAGGCAGAAACUAGAGGUGAAUUUGGUAUUGGUUCAGCUGCUCAAUUUGGUUCUGCUGAUCUCAAAAAAACAGUUCAUACAAAUGAGAACUUCAGAAGAGCCAAUUUCACAUCUGCUGAUAUGAGGGAAUCAGAUUUCAGUGGUUCAACAUUCAAUGGUGCAUAUCUUGAGAAAGCAGUUGCCUAUAAAGCGAACUUCUCAG